AUGAAGUUACUUAAAAUAGCUCUGAUUGCAACGUUGAUGCAAAUGAUUGAAGCUAAUAUAAAAGAAGUGAUCGAGAAAAUAGCGAGCGAAAAUCCAACACCAUGGGAUGACUGCACGGAAAUAACCGAAUUAAACGAAUCAGAAUCAUUUACACCUUCCUUUUCGUCAAUAUCAUUGGGAAUUGAAGAGCAGAAAUUAGAUAUUUCUACUGCAUCUAAUGUCACAUCUUUAACCGGAAACGAAACGACUGAUGCUCUACUCAAUUCAAAAAGCAAUGAAACUUUGGAAUCACAUUUAUUAGUGAGUAAGAGCGAUGGCAGAAACAAAUCAGAUCAGAAACAAAUCAGAAAUAUCAGUCGUCGAAUCGAUAUAUCUGAAUGA
Molecule: messenger RNA, 381 nt
Organism: Loa loa (African eye worm)
Lineage: Eukaryota; Metazoa; Nematoda; Chromadorea; Rhabditida; Onchocercidae
Exons: 3
Coding region: 1-381 (126 amino acids)
Source: RefSeq, a predicted model, not a curated record